AUGAACCCUUUUUCCCCAAACUCCUCAACCGGGUUUGUUAACCUUCUAGCUUCGCAAAGCAGUCCACCUAUAGACGUAGACUCUGCUGUGCCAGCUGUUAAAUCCGCGGAACGAAGAAAGUGGUCAACAAAAGAAGACAUAGUGUUGAUCAGUGCUUGGUUGAACACCAGCAAGGAUCCCAUAGCGAGUAAUGAACAGAAGUUAGGCAAGUUUUGGAAGAGAAUAGAGGACUAUUUCAAUUCAAGUCCUCAGCUCAUUGGCUCCCUUCCUAGACCGUGGGGUCAAUGUAAGCAGAGGUGGGGAAGGGUUAAUGCGGAGGUCUGCAAGUUUGUAGGAUGCCAUGAAACCGCUCAGAAAGAGCAAGCGAUUGGCCAACAACAAGCUCUCUUCCUUGAUCGUGUCUUAGCAAAAAAUAUUGACACACUAACUGAUCAUGAAGUGGCUCUCAAGAAUAAACUCAUCUCUGAAAUGCUUGAUGUCACGGGUUGGAAGGUUUUUGGUGGUUGCGGUCAGUUGUAG
This is a messenger RNA of Brassica oleracea var. oleracea, 519 nucleotides long. RefSeq names its product glutathione S-transferase T3-like. Lineage: Eukaryota; Viridiplantae; Streptophyta; Magnoliopsida; Brassicales; Brassicaceae. The transcript has 2 exons. The record is from RefSeq and is a predicted model, not a curated record. Bases 1 to 519 code for a protein of 172 amino acids.